AGGAUGAGCUCCUAUGCUGACAUCUGCGGGUCCAAGCAGGGCAGCACCGAGGGAGGGUACCAGCGCUACGGGGUUCGGUCCUACCUGCAUCAGUUUUAUGAGGACUGCACAGCUUCAAUUUGGGAGUAUGAGGAUGAUUUUCAGAUCCAGAGAUCGCCUAGCAGGUGGAGCUCUACAUUCUGGAAGGUCGGACUCAUCUCCGGGACGGCUUUUAUGCUGAUAGGUUUAGCAGUUCUCGUAGUGGGUUUUCUUGUGCCACUGAAAAUCGAAGCUCUUGGGCGAGAUGAUUUCGUGGUGGUGGAUACCCGUGCCAUUCAGUUUAAUGGGUCCCUCGAUACAUGCAAGCUGGCAGGAGCAAUUUUGUUUUGCGUUGGAGGGUCCACCGUGGCAGCAUGUCUGCUGAUGUCUGCUUUUACUAAAAGUUACUCCAAAGAAGAAAAGUACCUCCAGCAAAGAUUUAAAGAGAGAAUAGCUGAUAUAAAACCCCAUGCAAACCCAGUCACGAAAGGGCCAGCACCAGGAGAAUCAAAGAUACCUGUCACUUUGUCCAAAGUUCAAAAUGUCCAGCCCUUGUCUGAAACCUGACCCUUUCCUUAGGUUUUGUUUCUCACUCGUAGAUCACUUUAACUAGAAAAUACCAGCUGUUGUUGGCGUACGUGCUAGUCGGUUACAACAUCAAGUACUCUGCUAUACAAACACAGCUGAUGGGGAAGCUGCUCUAAUAAAAUUUAGGAUUGAGGAAAAGGGAAAUUAUGUGAUUAGACCUGUGACCAAUAUAUUCAGUGUAUUUGAACAUUUUAAUCCGUGUUGAACCAAUAAGUCCUUGCAGCAACGGUUCGGUGUUUAGCUUAGCGGAUUGCAU
This is a messenger RNA of Tauraco erythrolophus (red-crested turaco), 862 nucleotides long. RefSeq names its product neurensin 1 (gene NRSN1). NCBI's taxonomy places the organism in Eukaryota, Metazoa, Chordata, Aves, Musophagiformes, Musophagidae. Gene Ontology annotation, cellular component: transport vesicle; neuron projection; neuronal cell body. The record is from RefSeq and is a predicted model, not a curated record. Gene Ontology annotation, biological process: nervous system development.